Messenger RNA from Drosophila ficusphila, 5495 nucleotides. It is a transcript of the gene Srrm234, whose product is annotated as serine/arginine repetitive matrix protein 2. The record is from RefSeq and is a predicted model, not a curated record. Lineage: Eukaryota; Metazoa; Arthropoda; Insecta; Diptera; Drosophilidae.
AUAGUCAACCAUCACUAACAGCGGCGGCAUUCUUUUGCAGGAAUUUCGCAUAUUUUGCAAUAAAAAGUGGCCAAUCCUAAUAAAAGCCACUAAAUUAUUCCCCAGCAUUAGUUUCGUAGCGCUGCAGGAUCGAAAACGCAGCGUUGUUGGAGCUGCCAGUGGCCUCCAGGAGAACUUAACGGUUUUGGGGCAGCAGCAGGAAAUAAAUCACCAUGUACAACGGCAUUGGACUGACCACGCCCCGUGGCUCUGGCACAAACGGACACGUGCAGCGGAACUGGGCAUGUGUGCGGCCGGGAAAGAAGGACAAGGACUAUCGUGCCGAGGACGAUACUAAGAAGCUGGACGCCCAGUUGAACAGGCCGCCAAACAAGGAGAUCCUGGACCACGACCGCAAGCGAAAGAUCGAAGUCAAGUGCCUGGAGUUCGAGGAGAUUCUUGAGAAUCAGGGACGUACACCGGAGGAAAUCAAGACGCAAGUGGACUCUUUCCGCCAGAAGUUGAUGGGACAAGGCAAAACAGAUCUGGCCAAGGAUGAAUUCGGACGUAUAGCUAACACCACAACUUCAACGGCAACAGCGGCAGUGGGAACCUCAGCGGCUUCUUCGGUGGCCACCGCAUCCACAACGACAACUACGAUGGCAGCCACCACAGUGCAGGUGGUGAAAACAAAGAAACGCCGCAAGCGACGCAAACGCGCAGGUCACGCAAUCACCACCGCCACCGAAAAAAGCACCACCAUCGCCAACACCACCAACUCCAGCAACAUCCAGACCAGCCCCCGUCUUCAUGCCGGGGAGAGCCUGUCCACCUCCGGUCCAGCUGGCAUACACGCAAACGGGGGCAGAAAAAGUAAGGCUCCAUAUUUCCAGCACGACAACCGGGAGUACCUGGCCAAGUACGAGAGCUUCCGUUUAACCGCCCACACGUGGAACUAUGCGGCGGUAGCCAGAAAGUUUAAGCCCUUGCGGCCGGCGUUGGCAAGCGGCGCCAACAAGACCAGGCGACCAGCAGUUCCCAAGAAGUCGCACCCGGAUUGCGCCUGCGCCUGCCAACAGAAAGAACCGGAGCCGGCCCAUCAGCAGGGUCACCGAACAGCUGAGCACUCCAUCCCGAAGGAUGUGCCUUCGCCACAUGCGAAAAUCAAUAUCGAUGGAAGCGUGUUGCUUGAGCUGCUGAAAUACUCCUCAAGCAGCCUUCUGGAGACACUGCUGGGAGCCGGCAGUGGGGUGGCAAAAAGCGCUCGCGACACUCACCAAAUAGCCGAGGCUCAGCAGCAGAAGAACGCCAAACUGCGUGAGGCCUUCAACAUAUCCGAGUACUUCGUGGAGGGCAGCAGCUUCGACACCGAUCGCAAGGCGAAGGAGGACCUGGCCAAAAGCGUGGCUCUCCAAAAGGAACUGGACGCCCAGCGCGAAAGCCUGGCAGCGGCGGCAGCUGCCGCAGCAGCAGGCAAGGACAAGGAGACCGGGAAGCGGUAUGCCCUAGUGCGCACUCCCUCCCGCGAAAGGGAACGAGAACGGGAUGGAAACGAUGUGGCGGCCACCAGCGGGGAUGAGCGCGAACAUGUCUCAAAGUCGGACAAGAAAAAGCGCAAGAAGCGCGCCAGGGAGAGUUCAGCCAGUCCUGAGCGCAAGAAGGACAAGAAGAAAAAGUCGAAGAAGCAUAAGAAAGAGAGUAAGUCGAAGAAGAAAAAGUCACGCAAGCGCAAGCACAGCGAGAGUGGCCAGGAUAGCGACAAGGACAGCGAUGACGAGGACGAUAGCAGCGAGGAGGAUCGUCGCGAGUCGAAGAGUGCCCGAAAGAAGGCCAAAAAGGACAAGAAAAAGCGCGACAAGAAGCUGAAAAAGAAGUCACGAGCCCGUGCCAGCUCCUCGGAUUCAGAGCGCUCAAACUCUCCCCUCUCCAAGGAGAAUAAGUCGGACAAGAGUCGUGGAAUAAAAGCUUCCAAAGCUGAUGAGAAGACUACGCAGCAGGACGAUGCCAACCGCAGCCGAUCUCGUGAGCGUCGUAAGGUGUCGAAAGUCCGACCGCAUGAGUCCUCAUUAGACAGUAGACAUCACAAGCCGAGGGAAAAGUCGGCGGUCACUCCGCCGCGUAAGGAACCGGAAAGACAGCGUGAACACUCAAGGGACACGCAGAGAUCCAAGGAAAGGCAGCGGUCAAGGGAAAGGCUGCGUUCUAGGGAAAGACAACGUUCCAAGUCCAAGGAGGGGCGAUCCAAGGAUAGGCAACGAUCUAAGGAGAGACAGCGAUCUAAAGAAAGACAACGACCCAAGGAAAGACAGCGUUCCAAGUCCAAGGAUAGACGCCGAUCAAAGGAAAGACAGCGAUCGAAGGAACGAAGGCGUUCUAAUGACAGACCACAGUCGAAGUCCAGGGAUCGACAAAGAUCAAAGGAAAGACACAGGUCCAAGGAUAAGAAACAGUCGGGAAAAAGACGCGAUAGGUCCAAAGACCGAUCAAAGGAAAACCAGCGAACAAACGACAGGCCGCAAUCAAAGGAAAGGUCCAAGGAGAGACAUAGAUCCAAGGAAAGACAUCGCUCCACAGAGACGCAACGAUUUAAGGAGAGGCAACGAUCAAAGGAGAGGCUGCGAUCCAAGGAGAGGCAACGAUCCAAGGAAAGGCAACGAUCCAAGGAGAGGCAACGAUCCAAGGAAAGGCAGCGAUCCAAGGAGAGGCUACGAUCCAAGGAAAGGCAACGAUCCAAGGAAAGGCAGCGAUCUAAGGAACGUCAGCAUUCCAGGGAACGUCCAGCCAAAGAAUCUCGAGUCCCAAACUCGCCUAAUGUGCGCAGUCCCAAGAAGAAAGACGAUCGCCGUCAACGAUCACCUUCCAAUGCGAGCAGAAAGCGAACCGAUGACAAUAAGCUAAGUCGCAAUUCGCCAUCCCGGUCACCAGCCCAUUCCCCAGAGGUGGCGCCGAAAAAAACGGCACCCACGCCAGCCUUUAACCCCUUUAAGGCGGCCGAGGACACCGUGAACGAUAUCCUGGGCACAAAGUCGGUUAUGGUGGCCCUGGAACAGACAAAGCGCCAGAGAACUGCUUCCAGUUCUAGUUCGGACUCGGACAGCACCAGUAGUGACUCGUCUGCCUCCCGGACGCCAUCGCCGAAACCCACUCCGAAAAAGCAAAAGAAGAGGAGUAGGACACCGGAACAAAAAGAGGUAAAGAGGGAGGUCAGUCCCAAGAAAGAACGUCGAAGGAGCGUAAAACGGGAGCGUUCAGCCUCCCCGCAAAUAUCGAAGCCAAAGAGCAAGGUGGUCGAACCGAGUCCUAAACCGGCGCGGCGUCGCUCUCGCUCGACUUCGUCGGAGCUGCGCUACUCGCCUGCUGAACGACAUCCGGAGCGCUACCAAGACAAGAAGUUACCCUCCAAGGCUAAGGAAGCCCCCUCCGCGAAGCCCGCUCCUGUGGUUCGUUUGAGGGCACAAAGCGACGAUGGGAGCGACGCCGAAACGGGAGUCGAUGGUGCCGCUUUGGAGGAAUUCCAGCAGAGCAGGCGUGAGCGCGAGGAGCAGCAGGAGCUGCGAAUGCUGGAGCAGCUCAAGUCUGGCAUUGCGGCCAAGGCCAAGCAGAAGAUCAGGAUUAUGGAGAAAGACCCGGCAGCUAAGGAGGGCAGCGAAGUAAGUGGCAGCGACCUGGUGACGACUACAAAACGUAACUCGCUAAGCGAAUUCCUCGUUGCUAACAAUGUGACCGCUUUGAUUAACCCACUGACAACGACCACGCCCCCGCCGCCCCUGGCGGUUAUCCUGCCGGUGGAGCAGCGCAAGGAGCCGGGUCAGCUGCCGGACACGGAUCGCGAGCUGCCCGUGACUGUGGAGGAGACGCUCAAGAAAAGGGACGCAGGCACUCCGCCCAUUUGCAAGACGCCCCACGUGGCGGCGAAUGGGGAGGCCAAGAGUCCGACAGUGGGCCAAAAAAUCCAUCUGCACCACCGGCCGCCUCCACAGCACCUCCACCAGCACCAGUCGCAGCAGCAGCAUUUGCAGCAUCCGCCGGGGAAGCGCAUCUUCCACAACCGAACGCUGAACAAUAACCCUAACAGUAGACAUAGUACUAACAAUCCUCAUGCAUGUGGUGGUGGUGGCGGGCUCCCCCAUUCGAAUCCCAACAGUAGUAAUAGCAGCGGGAACAACGGCGGCAGCAACCCGGCCAUGCUGCCCUUCCUGGCGGGCACGCCGGGCACCUACAACCGCACGACGAACCGGCUCAAUCACGGCCCCCUGCUCACCGCGACGCACUACAACAUCUGCAAGAACCACCAGCACAGCUUGCAGCAGCAGCAGGCGCACCACCUGGCCCGUGGCCUGGUCUACAACUCAUCGCUUUUCGGCGGACCGAGGCAUCCAGGAUUGCUAUCACUUGCGGGAGCGGGUGUGGGCGUCGGUGGGCAGGGUGCUCCGCUGCUUGGCCAUCCGCCGCACAUCCGGGGUGGCGGUGGUGGUCCCAUUAGCUUCAACGCGGCUGCAGCAGCCGCUGCCGUGGCCGCCAAUAGUAUUAGCUACCAUCAUCAUCACCAUCAGCACCAACAGAAACCGAAAAUCGUUAUAAAACCCUUCAAAAUUCACGAUCCACAGCCCCUGGUCGCAGCGCUCGCGGACAGCUCGCUGGUCGACGCCAUCGUCUCCAAGGUUUCCACGGCCACCGUGGCGGCGGCAGCAGCGGCGGAGAGUGCGGCGCGCAGAAGCCGAAGUCGUGAGCGUCGCAGCCGGAGUCGCAGUAAGAGGCGCACCAGCGGGAGCCACCAUCGACAUCACUCCAGCAGCCGCUCAAGAUCGCGCUACAGCUCAUCCAGCAGUCGAAGCGGAUCGCGCAGCUCCAGGUCCCGCUCCGGGUCGCACUCUUCCCGCUCCAGCUGCUCCUCGCACAGUAGUUCGGGCAGUUCCUCCUCCGGCAGCGGCUCCGGAUCAUCGCAGUCCGGCUCUCGGUCCCCAUCCAUACCCAGGCGUCGCGGUUCGCCAAGCUUUCUAGACAGACGUCGCAUAACGAGUGCCCGUAAGCGACCGAUUCCGUAUCACCACAAAGCCGCUGGGGAGGGCGAGGCGGAGGAGGCCUCCAGUUGCUGCUCCAGUUGCUUCAGCCGCGCCAGCAGUCCGGCCACACCCCUUCUCACACCUCUGCGCAACAGCCGGAGUCCUUCGAUGGCCGCCUUCUGAGUGUUAACCGCGUCGCUGCGCAAGAUGUGCGGCGAGUCCUGAGGAAGGAAUAAGGAUAACGAUAGCGAUACCCCUCGACCACACUCAUCCUAGUCACCUCGAAAAAUAGUCAGACUUGUAGUCCCUAAGAAAUGUAGUUGUUAUGCGCAUUUAACUCGUUUUACACUUGCAUUCCGUAGUUUUAAGUUAGUCAUCUGCCCAUGAAUUUACUAGCGAAAUUAUAUUCUUGCCCCUUAUUAAGCCAAUAAUACUCGUUUGUAAGCCUUUGCUCGAUUAUUUGCUAGUUUUAAGCUGCGUUUAAUAUAAAAAAAUUAUUUGUUGCCUCUCGAA